AUGCAAGGUAGUGGAAUGAUAAAAGGAACUAUUCGAAUGCAAAUGAAUUUACUUUCUUUGGUGAAAGGAUUACCGGAGGAUAAUGACAAUGUCAGUGUCUUCAUUUAUUCCGCAAUGAGUGAAAACCAGCAUGCUUAUGAUUCUCAUAUUCGACCUCUUUCAACAACGGCAAUAACGACAAUAAUAAAGAUGACAAACGGAAACAAUGGAAGACGGAAGAAAUAA
Molecule: messenger RNA, 225 nt
Organism: Brugia pahangi
Lineage: Eukaryota; Metazoa; Nematoda; Chromadorea; Rhabditida; Onchocercidae
Source: the annotation of a GenBank genome assembly